This is a messenger RNA of Leptosia nina, 678 nucleotides long. NCBI's taxonomy places the organism in Eukaryota, Metazoa, Arthropoda, Insecta, Lepidoptera, Pieridae. The record is from the annotation of a GenBank genome assembly.
AUGUGUGGUGGGUUUACGUGUUCGAAAAAUGCUCUUAUAGCACUGAAUAUUCUUUAUGUGGUUGUAGCUUCGAUCCUCAUAUCGGUGGCUGUUUACGGACAGGCCUCAGCCCUUACUACGUUACCAAUUGUGGGGGGCAUUAUGGCUUGUGGUAUUUUAUUAAUUCUUAUAUCAUUACUGGGCCUAGCUGGUGCUGUCAAACAUCAUCAAGUGAUGUUGUUUUUCUACAUGGUGAUUUUAUUCCUCUUGUUCCUGGUGCAGUUUUCAAUCGCAUGUGCCUGUCUUGGAGUUAAUUCUGACCAGCAAGAGAUGCUCGCUCAACAGGGUUGGAAUUCAGUUGAUAUUGAUAUGAAGGCACAGGUUCAAGAACAAUUCCAGUGCUGUAGUUUUAAAAGCAGGCCUAUUACAAAUUCUACUUCUAAUUAUCCUUCCUGUGAUAUUGUUGAUAGCAUUUGCUGUAACCACUUGCCUGUUACUGAUGAUUGUAAAUGUCAACCAUGUAUGAAGGAACUCAAAGGAAUAAUUAACUACGCUUUUAAACUGUGUGGUUGCGUUGGACUUUUCUUCAGUUUUACUGAGCUUUUCGCCGUAUGGAUCGCCAGACGCUAUCGAAACCAACCAGACCCCACCUACAAAGAACCGCAUGCAGUGUUCCCUAGAAAAAACUACUUAUAUUAA